Acaulospora morrowiae is the source of this 1269-nucleotide messenger RNA. The record is from the annotation of a GenBank genome assembly. Lineage: Eukaryota; Fungi; Glomeromycota; Glomeromycetes; Diversisporales; Acaulosporaceae.
AUGCCAUACCAUUCUUUUCCUGUGCUUAACCAGCAGUUUAUUGUUGAUUCAAAAUACGAAUUCAUACGCGAAUUAGGCCAAGGAGCUUAUGGUGUUGUUUGCGCAGCUAAAAAUACCGAGACAGGAGAGCAUGUUGCGAUCAAAAAAGUCACAAAGGUUUUUGAAAAGAAUAUUUUGGCCAAACGCGCUUUGCGGGAGUUUAAGAUCAAAUUUCAUGCGAUAUCACGUCUACUGUUAAACAGUUACCUAUUCCAAGAACUUAUGGAAGCAGAUCUUCAUCAGAUCAUACGCUCCGAACAGCCAUUGACUGACGCACAUUUCCAAUACUUCAUAUAUCAAAUCUGCCGAGGUUUAAAAUACAUCCAUUCGGCAAACGUUCUGCAUAGGGAUCUGAAACCUGGAAACUUAUUGGUAAAUGCGGAUUGUGAGUUGAAGAUCUGCGAUUUUGGCCUUGCUCGAGGAUUCUCCGAUUCACCCGAUCACAAUGCCGGUUUUAUGACCGAGUAUGUUGCAACUCGGUGGUAUCGGGCCCCAGAAAUAAUGUUGAGCUUUCAAAAUUAUACAAAAGCUAUUGACAUGUGGUCUGUCGGUUGUAUUUUUGCUGAGAUGCUCGGUGGCAAGCCAUUAUUUAAAGGACGGGAUUAUGUUGACCAGUUGAACCAAAUAUUGGGAAUUUUGGGUACGCCGGAUGAAGAGACUUUAAGAAGGGUUGGAAGCGAAAGGGCUCAGAUAUAUAUCCGUAGUUUGCAAAAAAAGACAAAAACACCUUUUUCACAACUUUACCCCAAAGCUAAUCCGCUUGCUCUCGAUUUACUGGAAAAACUUCUCAAAUUUGAUCCUGCUACAAGAAUCACGGUUGAACAAGCAUUGGCACAUCCAUAUCUUGCCGCAUAUCAUGAUGAGGAGGAUGAGCCGACACACGAGCAUAUAUUUGAUUUUUCUUUUGAAAGCGUUGACCAAAUAGAUGAUAUGAAGAAAUUAAUCGCCCGAGAAGUAAUGAACUUCAAAGCCUCUAAACAAGCCUUAAUGUUAAAUAGUUCGCAGAUGGGACGUAAAUCAAGCUUGUCAGCCCCUGAUCGCGACACGAUAGCUCAAUCCCAACAGAACAAUCGCAAUUCCUUGUACGAAUAUGGUGCAGCUAGUCAACAUGCAGCUAUCCCUUCUGAUAGUAUGGAAGUGGAUGAGUUGGAAAAAGAGCUUGAUCAAGGAUUUGAAAAUCCGACAUCUAAUUUAUCUGCUUUGACAAUUAAAGGAAUUUUAGUAGAUUAG